This is a messenger RNA of Geodia barretti, 1719 nucleotides long. The record is from the annotation of a GenBank genome assembly. Lineage: Eukaryota; Metazoa; Porifera; Demospongiae; Tetractinellida; Geodiidae.
GACGUGCACUAGUGGAGACUACGAAACCAUACGAAGCAUCGCUCGCAUCGCUGCUACUGCUCGUUUUCAAAGUGAAUAAUGGGUGACUGCAGUGAUAAGGUAUUCAACGACCCAGUUCAUGGUCACAUUGAACUUCAUCCACUGAUGGUAAGGUUUAUAGACACUCCUCAGUUCCAGAGACUUCGCUAUAUCAAGCAACUCGGUGGUGUUUAUUAUGUAUUCCCUGGAGCUUCACACAACCGUUUUGAGCAUUCUAUUGGAGUGGGUUAUCUUGCCGGACAAAUGGUUGAAAGUCUGAAAAGUAAACAACCAGAACUGCAAAUCGAUGAUAAAGAUGUACUGUGUGUCAAAUUGGCCGGCCUUUGUCAUGAUCUUGGGCAUGGUCCAUUUUCACAUCUCUUUCAAAAGGUGGUAAAAGAGGUGGUAGAAGAUGAUUGGAGCCAUGAGGAGCAGUCCAUCAAAAUGUUUGAUCAUCUCAUUGCGGAUAAUAAACUAAAAGAACAUAUGGAAGAUAAUCAUCUAGGAGAAGAGGAUGAGAAGUUCAUAAAGGCAUUGAUUCGAGGGCUUAAAACUGGCAAAGUUGCAACUGUCGAAGAGCAUGGAAGAGACCAGUCAAAGAGAUUUCUCUUUGAGAUUGUGGCCAACAAGAGAAAUGAAAUAGACGUUGAUAAAUUUGACUACUUUGCUCGAGAUUGUCACCAUCUUGGUAUACCAAACAGUUUGACUUCAGGCGAUACAUGAAAUUUGUUCGCGUCAUUAAAGAUGAUGGAGUACUGCAAAUAUGUGUUAGAGACAAGGAAGUGUACAAUGUGUAUGAGAUGUUCCACGCGCGCCACAUGCUUCACCUAAGAGCCUACAAGCACAAAACCUGCAGUAUCGUAGAAGAAAUGAUAAAAGAAGCCUUGAUUAAAGCUAAAGAUCACUUUAGAGUUCCAGGAACAGCAGGGGUGGAAUUAUUUGCAGCAGCUAGUGCUCCAGAAGCAUACACCCUACUUACAGACCAAGUCUUCCAACAAAUAAUGUCGUUUCAUGACCCAGACGGCAAAUUGAAAGAGGCUAAGGCUAUUCUGAAAAGAGUUGAGAAACGACAGCUGUACAAAUUUGUUGACCAGACACUAAAAAAAACUGAAGAUAAUUUUGACAGUGAAACGUUCUGUACAAAAAUGCCUCCAGAUUCAGACCUCACUAAAGAUGACAUCAUUUUAAUGCGUGUGACAUUUGACUACGAAAUGAAAGAACAAAAUCCAAUGGACUACGUGAAAUUUUUCAAAAAAGAUAACAUAAAUGUAGCAGUAACCAUUCACAGAGAGCAGCUGUCAAAGAUACUGCCGACAACAUUUAGAGAUGUACAGAUCCGGGUGAUUUGUAGGAAAGAUGACGAUGCCAGUAUCAAAGCAGCUCGGAGAUGUUUUUCGGCUUGGUUUGGUGAUGGGGACACGACCACUGAACAGCAACAUCUGGAUACGGCCCAAACUUAAAGUAAAUGCAAGAAACACAUAUAUAGAUUGUAGAAGUAAACUUUAGCUACUAGUGUAAUAGUAUUAUUAUGCACCUGUGUAAAGAAUAUAUAACCAGUUUCUGAAACCUCAUCUCUUUAGAUUGUCCUCAACAAACUGACGCACUAUUUCACAUAUAUUGCAUUGAAUUCAUGAUCAUGAUUUUAAUACAUCUUUAUGCAUUGCCAAGAAGAUAUUUAAGUCUGCCACCUGGGCUGAAUCU